AUGUUCAAUUUCUUCAAAAGGAAAGGCAAGGUCGAGCCGGGUCCGGCCGAGCGCGGGCGGAAAAAGCCGACCGCCGACGCGGUAAAACUGACCGCAGUCGAGGGCCGCGCCUCACGAAACGACGCCACGAGCGACAAGCCGACCAGCAAGGAUGUAGUGAACCUGCUCAUCCCGGAGACGGACUACCAGCAGAAGACCGGCGUCGGAGCCAUCCUGGACAUCAUGGCCGGCAAGAGGCGCCGCGGUAAACGCAGGCCCGGCCAGAGGUCCGAGUCGUGCCGACACAGUCCACCCAAGCAGAGCUUGCAGCGAAGUCCGUCGGCCGCCCAGCCGCCCACGUCCGCCCGAAAUAACGACGCGGACGCAGACGAUCCGGCGGAGUUCGUCAGGGCGCUCGUUUUGCAGAAAUACGCGAAGCCGACCGACAAAGAAGAUAAACACGUGUCAAUGGUUUACGUCUCACAGCAGCCAAAUAUAGAUGAGAAACGACACACCGAAGCAUUGCUAAGAGAGAUCGCGAGAAGCAUAGACUGCACCGUCGAUCAGAUCAAUGAGGGGAAGCAGAUGGGGUCCGCGGACAGCAAGGACGUGAGCGAGCCCGUCUACGAGACGGUGGACGGCGUCGACGCUUACAAGAACGAACUGAAAGACGAACUCAACAAAUUGUUAGACGUCCAGAAUCGUUUUGAGGCCGAAUCUCCUUCUACGGUGAAGAAAUCCAACUUGAAGCUACCGAAGUCAGACACUGAGGGGUGUUCGGACGACGACAGAUCAGAUAGCGGCAAGAAGAGGGUUACAUUCAGGAAGCACAUAGUCUUCGAUGAUGGAGAGCAGCAGACUGAUGAUGGAGCCGACUCGUCGUUUGAGUCCCUCUCUUCCGGCGAUGAGGUCGAAGAAGACGAAGGAUACCUUGGCGUCUACGAGGACAAUAGAACAGUUAUUAAUGUUAAAAACGGUGAGCCGGUCACAAUUGCGGUCACUUGCAACGAAGAAUUCAAAAGAAUAUCUAGUGAUAACAGUGAUAGUGGUUUUAUAGAUGACAAAGCGGGUGAGGACUUGACCUGUGCCGGUAAGAGUGUAGUGGAGAGUGAGAGUGAGAGUGAGGAGGAGAUCAUAGAGGAGAUAGAAGAAAUAGAGGAGAUAGAGGAGAUAGAAGAAAUUGAAGAAGAAUAUAUAGACGAAGAGGAAUCUAGUGAAGAGGACGAGAAAAGCCUCGUGAGCCAAGAGAAGUUCCAGAACCAUGUGGCCGCUAUCACAGAGCUAUCCGACUCCAGGAUAGAAGAGGCGGAACGUGCGAAAAAUCUCAUUGUGACCUACAGAAAAGAAAUAGAGACCAAAGACCAGGAAAUCGAAGAACUGAAAUGUGAGCUGGCAGCGGCGUACAAAGAAUCGGAAUUAGUUAGGCAAAGGAGUAGCUCGUUGGAAGACGAGCUAAACGCGGCCAGGACCUGCUCCGCCGACUUAGCCGACCAGCUGCAAAGGAAAAACGAUGAAUCUCUUCGUCAGCUCCGAGCUGAGCUGGAAGAUGCUCAGGCUCGGCGAGCUGAACUCGAGUCCAGGGUACUGGCUUUGGAGAGAGAUAGAGAUAGACUGCUGCAAGAGAGAACCUUGCAAGAAGAGAGAGCCAAAGAAGCGUUAGCGUCCGCUGAAGCUGACACCGCGAAAUGGCGGCAGGCUCACGAGGCGGUCAGAUCUCAAGCCGCCGCGAGGGCGGAGAGGAUGCUCGGAGACUGCGAGUGGAAGAUGAGGGAGCUUGAAAAGAGGGCCAGAGAAGCAGAGAAAUCUAAAAAAGAGCUCACAGAGGAAGUGGAAAAACUGAAGGCGGCAUCGCGACCGACUCCGUCGCACGUCGCCGAGCUCCAGCAGCUGCGGGGCCUGGCUUCGGAGCAGCAGCGGUCCGUUCAGUCUCUGACCUUGCAGCUGCAGAGGGCGGAGACGAGGGAAGAGACUCUCAAACUCGAGGUCCAUAGACUGAAGGAGCUGUUGGAGAGAGAGACGGUCAGCGGGAAAGAGAAAGAAGAACGCCAUCAGCAGGCAAUCAAACAAUUAGAAGAGAAGCACAGUAAGGCGAUCGAAAAUCUCAAGUCUGAACACGCCAGUUCUGCCGCAGCAUCACGCGCGGCGCUGGAGCGAAUGCACGCCGAGAGAACGAGGUCAGCAUUAGCUCAGUUGAGAGCCGAAGCUGACCAGGAAGCCAGGAAUGCUGACAGAAAACUAAGAGAGGUCACUACUAGGUUCGAAAACCUCAAAGAAGUACUGGCGAGCAAGGAGGCCCAGUUCGAGCACGCGAUCUCGGAGGCGCACAGCAAGGCGGACUGGGACGUGCUACAGCUGCGCCACCUGCUGGACAAGGCCGACAUUAACUAUGCAAACAACAUUGAGCUAAUGACGGAGAGGCACGAGAAAGAGAAAGAACGCUUAACAGAAGAAUGGGAAGCGAAACUUCGGGAAAUCGAAGAGCAAGCUUCGACCGCGGCGAGCGAAGCUAAGAAGCUUCUAGAAACGACGAGAGCCAAACUCGUUGCAGAGAGAAUCGAGCAAAUCAAUAAACUAAAAGAAAAUCAUCGUGAUGAGAUGAACGAACAAUGGGAACAGUUUAUGAUCGACAAAGAGAAUUGCUUAGCGCGAAUGAAGAUGGAAUGUAGGCAGGAGGGAGAAGAAGAAAGAGUUAAAAGAGAGAAGGAACUGUUAGAAGAAAUUACUGAAUUAAAAUCUCAAAUACAAUCAAAAUCAGUCGAUUUCGACAACUUGGCCGUCAAAGCUGCCGCCUGCGGUAGGACUUUAGCAGUUACCGAGCAGGAACUAAGAGAGGCGUUGGCGAGAGAAAGAGAAUUGAGAGAGAAGAGAUCAGAAGAUUCGUCUAAAGUGAAACAAAUCGAAAAAUCGUCUAAGGAACAAAUCGAGCAUUUGACAAGGAAAUGCGCUUGCCUGAGAAAGCUUUUCGACGACGUGCGCUCCCGGCUGACGGCUCGCGAGCGCACAGCCGAGCAAGAAGCACGCGCCAAAGACAAAGAACUAAAUCAUUUACGCGCCGAAGUUGCUAGACUCACUAAAAUACUCGUUGAGCAAAGUGCUCCCACACUAGGCACGAGGACCAGAGCUGACGGCUGCGAGACGAUCCUGAAGGCCGAGGAGCUAGCCAAGACCGAGGGCAUCCAACGCAAGAAGGGUGGAUCACUCAGGACGCCCGAACCAAUAAGGAAACGCCCGACAUUGCCGGAACUGACGCCGCUGCCGCCGGAAGCGCGUCGCACGCUGUAUGAUUACGGAAGCGGACGCAGACGAGCGAAGAGCGUCGAUCUACCGGCAGUACAAGUUCCGGUCAGGAUAAAACAACUAGAGGAGAGAACUAAAGAAUAAAUAAUUCAAAAUUUUCGAACCUUUCUAAAUGAUACUACUACCUCAGAGCUCUGAUAGCCUGGUACUAGCAUUGCUAUAGCGGAACCUUAAAAUAUCUUCUACCGACAAGUUUCCACCACAAUCAACCAGUUAUCACUCCAGACUAUUGAGGCUCGACCUCAAGCCUCAAGCCGGCGGUGAUACUGAAUUAAAACCACUUUACGUAUUUCUCAAUAGUGAAUGUUUUAUGCAAGAUAUUGCCCUAUAUAUAGAUAUUUUUUGUUAUAAAACAAUAUGGCUUUGUACUCUUUCGUUAAAGCUAAUUUAUAAGUUAAAGAGUAUUUAAAGUAUUAUUUAAAAUGUUUGUACAAUACAAAAUAUAGAAAUAAUAAAUCGAAAAUGACUUCUCCAAAACGUCUUUUUGUGUACAAUUUUUUAAAGAGUAUAUUUUUAAAGAAUCCUACUUAAACAUAAACUUUUCUAACAAAUAAUUCUUAUAAUUAACUCGAUACUGCACAUUUAUACAAUUAAGUUUCUCGCCGGAUCCG
Molecule: messenger RNA, 3887 nt
Organism: Bombyx mandarina (wild silkworm)
Lineage: Eukaryota; Metazoa; Arthropoda; Insecta; Lepidoptera; Bombycidae
Source: RefSeq, a predicted model, not a curated record